AUGAGCAUAAGUGAGGUGGAGAGGCAGUGCACACCACGUCUUGCCGACUACUUUGUUGAACUCCAACUCGACGAAAGUCAGAUUAGGCACGGGAGUAGCGUUGGUGUUGUUACACGACGUUUGCCUUCCGUCGAAUGGCCGGAUGUCCCUUUUCCAAAUAGUAUCUCAAUGUUUUGUGUGCCACAUGGGUGGAGCUUGGCGCAUAAACAACUUGAACCAACAUUUUUUGUGUGCACGCUCACGGACUUAUUGGGAGCUCAUCAGUAUGCUUGUUGUUUGCAGGUAUAUGAACACUGCGUUGGUGGCACUGAUGAAGACUGUGACGACUCAUAUCAUCCCUCAAGUUCUAUGUACAUUCCUCGAGUAUACGUGAUACUCUCACGUUAUCCAUACUUCGAUUUGUUUCGAGCAUGCCUUCAUCGAAUCUUCGUUACUAUACAAAAUGAUGUUUCGGCGGCUGAAGUGAUGAUUGCAACAAUAAUCAGUAAAAUACUGCUAAUAGGCAGGUCUCCAAUUAGCUUCACAAUGGGAGGAGAGCGGGUUUCGGUUCAACCCAUUCUACAAAGGCGGGUACCCCUGACUGGCGAUCGUGUUACACGCUUUGCUAGGUGUUUAGGUUCAAUUCAUAAUUUAUUGACCGUGGUACGAGCCGUUCUAUGUGAUGCGAAGAUCAUAUUACAUAGCUCAUCACAGCAACGUCUCUCAGACUCUGCCUAUGCUAUCAAAUCCAUAAUAUUUCCGUUCGAAUACACGUAUACAUUUGUAACAGUGCUGCCUGAGUUGUUGUUGGAAUAUCUCGAAAGUCCUACUCCAUAUCUGAUGGGGGUACUUUCCCAAGUGAAAGGAAAACUGCCAAAUGUCGAUGCAGUUAUGGUGGAUUUGGACACGGGCGAAGUACGACUACCUGUCAGUAGCCAAUUAGCCGAACUUCCGCCUCCAUUCCGGGAACGCCUGGUGAUUAGGCUUCAAUGGGUCUUGAGUCCUGAACUCUCUACAGCUGAUCUUGCGGUUCCGCCGGCUUUACCUCCACCGCUGGAGCCUCAACUACUAGAUAAGGAAAUUCGCGCAUGCUUUGUACUGUUCUUCUCUGAACUUCUUUAUGGGUACCGUACUUGUCUUGAACUUGUUCGUCUCCACCGUCAUCCGCUCAUCGUUUUCCAUAAGGCCGCAUUCAUGGGGAUGAGGCACUUGUCAUCCCCUCUUCUUCAUGAUCUCUUUGAAGGACAAAUGUUCCAGCUUUUCGUUGCCACUCGUGGAUUGCCGUUCAGAGAAUGUGACAUUUUUGAUGAGGUAGUGUGCACAGCAUCUGUUGAUAGAGAGGAUAUGGAUGCAUCCGAAGAGAAACAACGACUAUCGAAAAUUAGCUCUUCUUUGUUAGUUAAUGAAAAACAGGAGAGUAUCAUGACAACUACACCUACUCUUGCGAAGAGAGCGUCUUUGGCCAUUUCCAAUGGUGACCAUAUAUCUCAUGAUCACUCUACUCUUCGACCUUUGAGCAACGACAGAAUCAACACUCUCGUUGAACAAAAUCGUUCACAUUGGUGCUUAGAUGAUCCAGGACGCAUACACCCAAGAGAAGUCCCGGUUCCCGGGAAACUGAACUUCUGCGAAGAACAUAUUGGUGCGAAUAGUCGGCGACUUCUGGUCCUCAGCGCUUGUGUAGAUGCAAUAUUUGACAAUAGAUUGUCUGAGGCAAGGAAGAUGAUGUGCGCAGUUGAGUUGUCGCUACGUGUCGUUGCUGCUCGAGUAGCUCUUUGUCGACAGCUUGCUAGUGCUGCUGUGCCUGUUACCAGGGCAAUGUUACUCCCGGCCCAAUUUGAGAUGGUUGUUAGGCUUCUGAACUGUGCUCUUGAGCACGAAUCUGAUGACGAUGAACAUGGAAUUGCCUACGCAUGCUUGCAUUUGGGAAACAUGUACUGCAGGCGGCUCACCCAAGGUGUUCAGCAAUACGCUUACACUUGUGUACAAGACCAUUCUGUAUGGAGUAACCAACGUUUCUGGGAAGCGGCAUUUUUCCAUGAUGUCCACGAACUCAUGCGUAGACAUUAUGGGAAAGCUCAUGAUAAUGAUAUGCCGUUGUCUGGAAAAAGCAAGUACGACAUGUGGAACCUACUUGAGCAACCCACUGCAAUGGCGGUAUCAGCUAGUCGUCUUAGCAAUCUUUCAGAUUACAGUGAAGAGGAAUUGAACAAGUGUAGCGAAGAGGAGGAGUCGAUUGUGUAUGGUCAAGCAAAACAUUAUGUGAACCUUAUGAUCUACAUGAGAGUUCCGCUCGAUGCUUCGCGACUGCGUAGAAUAGAUAAAAACGAUCUUGAAUUACGUGGCAACUCCCGUGGGUUUCGAGAAACCGAUUCAUUAUCUGGUUCUGAUGGAGAGUCCGGUUUCAUCGAAAAUGUCAACGACGGGGAUUUGGGUAGCGUGGUUAUCCCUGGGUUUGUUGCUGUUCAUAUUGACAAUCUCGAACAAGUUUAUGCAGAAAGCAGAAAACUUGCUCCACCUCCGAAGCCGAAACUUCUUACACCUACUUUACUUACACCGUGUGAACGCAUUGUAGUCGGCGGUUUGCGCUGCGUGCUUCUUCCGGAAGGACGUCCUGCUCAUGUAGAGAGUCCAGAGAAUAAUAUGAAUCUAGUUCCUGCUGAGGGAGCCUUGUUCCUCACCAACUAUCGUAUCAUCUUCAAAGGGCGACCUACAAAUCCGUUUCUUACUGAUGCAGUGGUAGUACGGUCUGUACCGAUCAUGACUUUAACAAAAGAGAAAUCUAUUGGUGAUCAAAUUUUGCAUGCUGCUGGGCACCUACAUGGCAUUUCUUCAAAGAUAGCGAGUGGGCUACACGACGGUCUCCAGAUGAGGACUUCUUGUUUUCAACUGCUCAAGGUUGCGUUCGAUGAAGAGGUAAGCGGUGACGAAGUAGAAGCUUUCAUUAAGUCGCUAUCGACCCUGCGUUGGCCAAACGUUCUACCUCAUACCUUGUUUGCGUACAACACUGUUAGUCAUCUUCUCACCUCAACUCUACCAACCGGUUCGAAAACCAAAUACAGCACAAUCCGGGAGCUGAAGAAGACCAUCGCACGUUUUCCCGGGAAAAACUCGGUGACCCGCCGACGUAUGGACUCGGUCAACAAGUGGCCAGCAUCACCGCUUGUUAAUACUGCUAUGAAAUCAUCGACACAACCUUCUAAAAAUGACACAUUCGCCAACCAUAGUGAUUAUCUUGAUCUUUCAGACAUACCGGAAAUUAUAAACCCCAUGAACUGUUCUGAUAUGCAUCGUCACCACCUCUGCGAUUACGAACGUCUGCAUCUCCGUGGUAUAGACUCUAUUUUUAGGAUCACGCACACAAAUGCUCACUAUGAUGUGGUGAAGACCUACCCUUGCGCUUUCGUAGUACCAUCAUCUGUCGGCGAUGAUGCGUUCCCCAAAAUUGCUAAAGGCUUCAAACAUGGGCGAUUGCCAGUGAUUACGUGGACAAGUGAAACUGGAGCAUUGUUAAUUAGAGGAAGUGGUCUAACUCAAAACAAUGUGGUACAGAAGUUCAAGAAGGCAAACAUUCUCCAUGGUAGCGAAUCGGUAUCAACACUAGGAGGAAGCCGUAUGACGCUAGUGUCCAAGGAUAGCGGGGAGCCAGGACCAUUGCAUAGUGCAGAAUACCAAGAGCAUUAUUUGGCUCGUCUUGCGAAUGCUUCGCCUUCAGGAAACGGUGAUUUAGGUGGGACAACUGGAAGCCUGAGCAGCUUACUCACUAUUGAUAGUCUCCUUACUGCUGAUGGAAUGUCGGUAACUACUGGUACUCCGGAUGCACGUCGGAGGAAUCAAGGAUCAGAUUUUGGACGGCAUUAUGCCACUUCCAUCCGAAGUAGCGGAGGAAAACCGGGAUCAAGAGGUUCCCUAGUAAAUCCGGCGAUUCCUUGGACCAUGGCAUCAUCAUAUGGCGAGCGGCAAUCCCAAAAGACGUUGCAACAUGCGCUUGGGAGCCUGACGCGCAGAAAUCUCUAUAUUCUCGUGGAGAAAGGUCAUUCCAAGAUUUUCCGUGGCGAUAAGAAUAUGGAAUUCGUCCCCAUUUCCUUCCCUACCACACACCAAAUGAAGAUAUCUUUCAAAAAAUUGCUUCGCGUUAUGCGUCCCAGUGUUCCUUUCAUGGAUUCUUCUUCUUCGUCAUCCACUUUUUAUCGGUCUUUGGAGGAGUCAGAGUGGCUGCAGAUGGUAUCAAAUCUUCUGUCGCUUUCGACCUCUAUUGCUAGCGUGGUUAACAUGCAGAACUCCUCGGUGGCAUUAUGUAUUGAAGAAGGAUGGGAUGCUACGUGCCAACUAGUUUCACUGGCUCAACUUAUGCUCGAUCCUUAUUAUCGAACAAUUGAUGGCUUUCAAGUUCUUAUCGAGAAAGAAUGGUUAGCUUUUGGGCAUCGAUUCUCACAUCGUGCAAAUCAUACAAUUUCUUCCCAAAAUAGUGGAAUAACUCCCGUUUUCCUCAUAUUUCUCGAUGCAGUUCACCAGUUACUAGCUCAGUUCCCUGGCGCAUUCGAAAUUAACGAUUUCUAUCUCCGCUUCCUUGCUUAUCAUAGCCAAUCUGCCUUUUUCCGAACGUUCCUGCUUGACUGCGAGUCUGAACGUGUUCAUCUUGAGCAGCUGGUCCCUGAAACGGGUGAGGGACAUCGAGGAUGUAUCUGGAUGUACAUAAAGGAGAAGACGUGCCGUAACACCAUUUUCCACAAUCUUUUUUACUCCUCUGAGGGGCAAGGAGUUGUGCUUCCGGCAAGCUCUGUUGCAGCACUUCGCAUUUGGACCUUUUAUUCAGAAGAAACUCUCAGUCACGGUUCGCCGUACGACAUUGACCUUGCCGAAGCUGAGCUGGUCGAAAGAGAUGAGGAGCGGUUUGCACAUUCUGGCGAAGGCGUAAUUACUGGGAACACUGUACUAGCAAUGUCGCUGUGUUUUCCGACCAAUGACCGUCUCAAUCCGCUUGAUAAACCGCGCAUUGGCCGGUGGUUGGCAACAUGGCAGACAGCAGAGGAAAGGAUGUUGACUAAAGAGGAUGACUAUCAGGAAAAGGAAGAGAAAAUACAUAACUUUGAGUCGCAAAUCAGACGGGUGCUGAUGAAAAGGACAGCACUCCGUGUACUACUUAGAGGGGUGACGAGUCGUUCAGCCCCAAGUCAGAAGACGGUUAGUCGAAAUCACAUAUUUGAACACUAUGGCGCUAGUGGAACGCAGUCUUCUGAAUGCGCGCUCUGUCAUUUCCCGCUGUACGGAACAGUCGUUCGCACAGGUCAAAGAUGUCGUCAGUGCGGAGUGAUCGCGCACGACAAGUGUAUCGAAUAUUCACUACCACCCACACCUUUAAAAUCUUAUGCAGACCAACAAAACACGGUGGCUAGAAGCGAAACGAUGCUGAGUGACUUUGGAGAAGGGAACGGUGGCAGAACACUAACAAUAGGUCAAGGCUUGGUCUCUUCUUCACGAACAACUCCACUGCAUCAAGGUUAUUUGAGCAAGAAAGGUGCCAAAUUUAAGCUUUGGGCACCUCGGUGGUUUGAACUCGAAGCAAACAGUCACAAGAUGUACUAUUACGAGUCGGAGCAUGAUAUGGAGUGUCGCGGCUACAUCGACCUAUGUGACGUUGGUAGUGUAGAAGUGGAAAAUAGUGGCAGUAAAGCAAUUCUCGAGUUGCGUACAAGGAAGCGUAUUUAUUCUCUGUUGGCAGAAAGCCGUCUGGUGGCCGAAACCUGGAAGGAAAAAAUUGAGAUGGUCUUGAGAGAAUAG
Molecule: messenger RNA, 5760 nt
Organism: Necator americanus (New World hookworm)
Lineage: Eukaryota; Metazoa; Nematoda; Chromadorea; Rhabditida; Ancylostomatidae
Exons: 49
Coding region: 1-5760 (1919 amino acids)
Cellular component (GO): membrane; cytoplasm
Molecular function (GO): guanyl-nucleotide exchange factor activity
Source: RefSeq, a predicted model, not a curated record